This is a messenger RNA of Effrenium voratum, 1134 nucleotides long. NCBI's taxonomy places the organism in Eukaryota, Dinophyceae, Suessiales, Symbiodiniaceae. The record is from the annotation of a GenBank genome assembly.
AUGUGGAUGCCCACCGUAGAUGCCUCUGGCAUGCCCACCUUUGUGAACCCCAUGCAGAUGAACCCCAUGCAGAUGAAUCCCAUGCAGCCCGUGCAGCCCAUGCAGAUGAAUCCAAUGCAGCCCAUGCAGCCCAUGCAGAUGAAUCCAAUGCAGCCCAUGCAGCCGAUGCAGCCCAUGCAGCCCAUGCAGCCAAUGCAGCCCAUGCAGCCAAUGCCGAUGGGCAUGAGCGUGCAGUGGGCAGCGCAGACCGCCACGGUCGGCCAAUCUGCCAAGCCGGAGAAGGAGAAGGCGGACCGGGACGUGCGGCGUCUCGGGAGCUACUUCGGCAUCGACCAGCUCACGCUGGAGAGGCUGGACGAAUUGCUCGAGAAGAGGAAAAGCACCAGAGAAAGGGACUUGGCGAAGCUCUACGAGGUGCUGGACAGCGCUAGGAGCCCAGGCCGCCUACUGCUGGCCAAGAUGGAAGAGAUGGAGGAGGAUGGCUUUGUGGCCAACUUCAGGCGUGACGAGAACAUAGAGAGGCUUGCAGAACGCUUCGCCCUGGAGGACUCAGCCAAGUGCCGACUGGUGGAGCUGCGGGUCCGUCGCAAGAACCUGCUGGAGCAGGACUUGGCGCGGCUCGCGGAGCACCUGGAGCUGAGCUCGGAGCCCUCCUUCACCGCGGUGUCGCUGGUGAAGAAGGUGGUGCAGGGCAGGCUCGCGGAGCUGCCGCCGCUGGAGGAGGCCAAGACCCUGGCGGCCGCCUUUGGCCUGGAGGGGAGCGCCUGUUUCAAGCUCCGUGACCUGGUGGAGAAGCGGGCGGAGGACCUGGACGUAGUGCUGAAGCAGCUGAAGCAGGUUCUGGAGGUGGCGCGCAAUCCCAAUGCCACUUUUCUGAAGGUGCUAGACACGUACCUGGCGGGCGGUUUGCUGGAGCCCGGCGCCAUCGAGGUGAUAAGACUGGAAUCCAAGCAGCAAGCGCGACUGGAGGCGGCUCAAAUGAAGGCACAGAAGCAAAAGAAGAAAAAUAAGAAGAAAAGCUCCAGCUCCUCGGACAGCUCCAGCUCAGGCAAGAAAAAGAAGGCCAAGAAGGUGAAGAAGAAAGGUAAGGACAAAAAGGCGAAGAAGGAGAAAAAGGCGAAAGACUCGAGCUGA